Molecule: messenger RNA, 771 nt
Organism: Procambarus clarkii (red swamp crayfish)
Lineage: Eukaryota; Metazoa; Arthropoda; Malacostraca; Decapoda; Cambaridae
Product: basic salivary proline-rich protein 2-like
Source: RefSeq, a predicted model, not a curated record
AUGCCCCCAGGAGGCCAUAGGUGCCCCCAGGAGGCCACAGGUACCCCCAAGAAGCCACAGAUGCCCCCCAGGAGGCCACAGGUGCCCCCAAGAAGCCACAGAUGCCCCCAAGAAGCCACAGAUGCCCGCCCCCAGGAGGCCACAGGUGCCCCCAAGAAGCCACAGAUGCCCCCAAGAAGCCACAGAUGGCCCCCAGGAGGCCACAGAUGCCCCCCAGGAGGCCACAGGUGCCCCCAAGAAGCCCCAGAUGCCCCCAAGAAGCCACAGAUGGCCCCCAGGAGGCCGCAGAUGCCCCCAAGAAGCCACAGAUGGCCCUCAGGAGGCCACAGAUGCCCCCAAGAAGCCACAGAUGCCCCCAAGAAGCCACAGAUGGCCCCCAGGAGGCCGCAGAUGCCCCCCAGGAGGCCACAGGUGCCCCCAAGAAGCCCCAGAUGCCCCCAAGAAGCCACAGAUGGCCCCCAGGAGGCCACAGAUGCCCCCAAGAAGCCACAGAUGGCCCCCAGGAGGCCACAGAUGCCCCCAAGAAGCCACAGAUGGCCCCCAGGAGGCCACAGAUGCCCCCAAGAAGCCACAGAUGGCCCCCAGGAGGCCACAGAUGCCCCCAAGAAGCCACAGAUGGCCCCCAGGAGGCCACAGAUGCCCCCUAAUACAAGCUUAGUUCCAACGUUCGCCAGCCUCUCGCUGGGCGACCUAUAUGACAAUCUUUGGACAUAUGUGAAGCUGACGAGCAUCAGAAGAGCCACUAAGGACUCUUCAGAAGAAGGUAUUUAG